Colletotrichum lupini is the source of this 1563-nucleotide messenger RNA. RefSeq names its product short chain dehydrogenase. The transcript is spliced from 7 exons. The record is from RefSeq and is a predicted model, not a curated record. Gene Ontology annotation, molecular function: oxidoreductase activity, acting on NAD(P)H, oxygen as acceptor. Lineage: Eukaryota; Fungi; Ascomycota; Sordariomycetes; Glomerellales; Glomerellaceae. Gene Ontology annotation, cellular component: intracellular anatomical structure. The coding region runs from base 1 to 1563 and encodes 520 amino acids.
AUGCUUGUUCUGUUUCCUUUCGUCUCUCUGCCCCUCCACUCGGACGCUUGCCGACCUCUUCUCCUCGGCCCCCCAUGUUCACCCUUCACCCCGCCAUCUGCCAAUCUGGCGUCCGCGUCCCGCCAAGAAGCGCUUCCACUUGCCCUCCCACCACCCUUCCCAUUACGCCCCUCCAUCUUGUCUCUCUGCGCGGACUCAAUGCCGAACGCCGUCUCAAGAAUUCGUGAUUUCUCAAUACGCACAACAUUCAAUCUGGGGCCCCGGCGCAAAGGGACCUUCCAUGGUCGAGGCUCGGCCGGCAUCUCGCAGCUUCGCACGCUUCACACAACUCCAAGCAACGCCCGUUCGUGUCCUUUCCUGUUCGCCCCGUACUUCCCGACUGUCCAGUAUCCCUCAUAUAACCAACCCGUGACCGCAAUGUUUCCCGUGUUUCGAGUCUCCUACCACCAGUUCUCUCUACUCAUACUCAGUAUACCUUUACCCCAUUCAACUUUCAACGUCAUACCAGUAAGCGACAUGGACCUCCCCGCGGAGCCCGUCCACCCCCUCCCCGAAGCAAAGGAUCCUCUCGCCUCUUCCGUCGCAACACCUCAGCUCUUCUCUCUCUCCAACAAGACCAUCGUCAUUACCGGCGGCGGCCGCGGUCUGGGCAUCACCUUCGCCCUCGCCAUCCUCGAAGCCGGAGGCCACGCCGCUUGCCUCGAUAUCCUACCAGAGCCCUCACCCAUCGAGUGGGCGCACCUCACCAAGCUCGCCACCUCCAAGAACCUUUCCAUCUCAUACCACAAGUGCGACAUCACCGACGAGGAAGCUACGGAAAAGGUCUUUGAGGAGAUUGCAGACGCCGCCGACAGCCGCGGUGCUCCCUUCUGGGGCGCCGUCGCCUGCGCCGGCAUCCAGCAGAAGAUUCCUGCCCUCGAGUACCCCGUUGCCGACUUUGAGCGGAUACAAAAGGUCAACGUCGUGGGUGUCUUUGUGACGGCGAAGCACGCCGCCCGCGUGUUGGUGAAGCGCAAGAGCAAGGGCAGCAUCUUGCUCAUUUCGAGCAUGUCUGGAGAGAUUGCGAACAGGGGAUUGACAUGCAGUGCCUACAAUACCAGCAAGGCUGCCGUUCAGCAGAUGUGUAGGUCUGUCGCUCAGGAAUGGGGCCAAUACGGUAUCCGCGUGAACACUCUGUCGCCCGGUUACAUCCGGACCGCAAUGACCGAUCAGCUUUUGCAGGCCGAGCCUGAGGUUGAGACAACUUGGAUGAGGGGAGCCCUUCUCCAGCGCCUGGGUACACCCGAGGACUUCAAGGCCCCGGCCGUCUUCCUCCUGUCCGAAGGCAGCUCUUUCAUGACCGGUGCAGACCUCCGUGUCGACGGUUCCGACAUUGGAAACCUCUCACCCCUCAUUGCAGCUCGCGUUGGAAAGUUCACGGAGCCCGAUAUUAUCAUGUUUCCCGACUUAUAUGCGUGCCUUGAGUCUGGAGACAGACUUACCAGACACAAGCAUAACGAUGCAUUGAGCUUUUAUUGGGUAUUAGCAGAAUGCAAACGAUGUGUCACCCUCAUCACGCCUUAA